Molecule: messenger RNA, 620 nt
Organism: Plutella xylostella (diamondback moth)
Lineage: Eukaryota; Metazoa; Arthropoda; Insecta; Lepidoptera; Plutellidae
Product: cytosolic iron-sulfur assembly component galla-1
Biological process (GO): piecemeal microautophagy of the nucleus; mitophagy; autophagosome assembly
Cellular component (GO): phagophore assembly site; Atg1/ULK1 kinase complex; cytosol
Source: RefSeq, a predicted model, not a curated record
AAAGUUUGACAUCAAAAUAAAUAUGUCCGACUUGUGCUUUUUCAUGAAAUUCGUUGUUUAUUCUACGCUAUGAUAUCUACGUUUUUCUCUAAGCUUUCCUUGAGUAACACAGCAAAAACUCCUGUAGAACUCGCCAAGCCCGCAUAUAUGGACAAAAGUGCAACUUUACAACAGCUCGGAUACAACAAUGAGAAUGAUUUGAAAGAGACGAUUUAUGACUUUUUGCGGACGAUACGCGACCCGGAAAAGCCGAGUACCCUUGAGGAUCUCAAGGUUAUUUAUGAGGAGGGAAUCUUUGUGAAGGAACCCACGGCCGACAACGUCCCCGUGCUAAGAGUCGAGUAUAACCCCACUGUGCCGCACUGCUCGCUGGCGACCCUUAUUGGCCUGUGCAUCAGGAUCAAAAUACAACGGUCCAUUCACCACCCUGUAAAGCUGGAUAUCUACAUCAAAAAAGGUGCUCACACUACAGAAGAUGAAAUCAACAAGCAGAUCAACGACAAAGAGCGCAUCGCAGCCGCGAUGGAGAACCCGAACUUGAGGAGCCUGGUCGAGAACUGCAUCGCAGACGAGGAGUGAACGCGUCCAAAACUGUUCAUCCGUCCCAUUAACUGUUCAUA